Molecule: messenger RNA, 1053 nt
Organism: Trypanosoma conorhini
Lineage: Eukaryota; Euglenozoa; Kinetoplastea; Trypanosomatida; Trypanosomatidae
Exons: 1
Source: RefSeq, a predicted model, not a curated record
GUGGGGACCACCCCGGAAGCGGUGGAGCCACUGGAGGCCGCUCUGCGCGAGGAGGGGGAAGGCGAGCCCGUUGAUAUGGUCCAGCGACUCCAGCGCAGCCUGGUGCCCCGUGGAGGACAGGACGCGAUGGCGGAAGCGGCCGCUCUGUCCGAGGACGCGGCGCCAGCGGCCGGCAUAGCGAAGCAGCGUGAGCACGAGGUGGGGACCGCCCCGGAAGCGGUGGAGCCACUGGAGGCCGCUCUGUCCGAGGACGCGGCGCCAGCGGCCGGCAUAGCGAAGCAGCGUGAGCACGAGGUGGGGACCGCCCCGGAAGCGGUGGAGCCACUGGAGGCCGCUCUGUCCGAGGACGCGGCGCCAGAGGCCGGCAUAGCGAAGCAGCGUGAGCACGAGGUGGGGACCGCCCCGGAAGCGGUGGAGCCGUUGUACUCGGCGCUGGACGAGGAGCCCCGCGAGGAAGUUGGCGCUGCGGCCGUUGCUGAACGCCAUUUGGGGGUGGAGGGCGAGGAGGAGUUGCUCGGCAUGUACGAUAGUACUUUGAAGGAUGUAAAAAAGACACGAAGGCGGCGCAAGGGCGCCAACCUGAUGGGGGCCGCAACCUCCUUUGCAUCCAUCCCCGAGGAGGAAGUGGUGUAUGUUGCCGACACGGACGAGGCUCUUCCGGGGAAGCCUUUGUAUGCCUCAGUGGUGCAGGAUGCAACAGUUCAGACUGGCGCGUGCGCCGUGCUGGAAAAACAUGAGGUCGGCGCAGUACCUGACGCAAUUGAGCCACUGGAGGCCGCUCUGUCCGAGGACGCGGCGCCAGCGGCCGGCAUAGCGAAGCAGCGUGAGCACGAGGUGGGGACCGCCCCGGAAGCGGUGGAGCCACUGGAGGCCGCUCUGUCCGAGGACGCGGCGCCAGCGGCCGGCAUAGCGAAGCAGCGUGAGCACGAGGUGGGGACCACCCCGGAAGCGGUGGAGCCACUGGAGGCCGCUCUGCGCGAGGAGGGGGAAGGCGAGCCCGUUGAUAUGGUCCAGCGACUCCAGCGCAGCCUGGUGCCCCGUGGAGGACAGGAC